This is a messenger RNA of Osmerus eperlanus (European smelt), 3807 nucleotides long. RefSeq names its product transmembrane protein 115 (gene tmem115). Lineage: Eukaryota; Metazoa; Chordata; Actinopteri; Osmeriformes; Osmeridae. Bases 1095 to 2186 code for a protein of 363 amino acids. Gene Ontology annotation, cellular component: Golgi apparatus; membrane. The record is from RefSeq and is a predicted model, not a curated record. The transcript is spliced from 2 exons. Gene Ontology annotation, biological process: retrograde vesicle-mediated transport, Golgi to endoplasmic reticulum.
GUUGUUGAUGACGGUGGCAGCAGAACGCAUAUGAGUUGUUGCCUUUAGUACAGUGCGUUAACCUGGGAGUGCCAUUCAAAAUAAAUAAAUAUUUGAUAAGUAUCAUCUGUAUUAAGUCGGAACAACGUUGGAGCAACCGAAAGAAUCAUACAAGGUUAAACAUUUAGUUAAUUUUGAGUAAGUCAACGCCUUUUUGACGUUCAACAACAUUGUUGUGGAGGCCUGUUGCUACAGGAAAUCCUCGGGCUAACUGGUGGGACUCUUGCCGAUAGAGUCGAAGAAAAUCGAGAGAGGAAGCGCUACUUUGGGGCUUUUUACUUUUUACUCUAGACAACUCUUUAAUAGUCUAUUUCUGAGAGCAGAACUGUCCUACUGGCCAGCUAGUUGGCUAAUGUGUGCUAGUCAGCGUAGGUUGAAGACAACUUAAGACAAGGGCUAAUGUUAGCUAGCUAGCUAACACUGGCCAAACGAUGACUUGUAAACUAGCAAGGAAGCUAGUUGGCUAACGUCAAGAGAAAUUGUGUUUAAUUUUGUUAAAGUUAAAGUUGUUCAACCUAGUGGUGUACGACUGAAAUAAAAUCUAAAUACAUAUUUGGGGUAUUAAAGACUGGUUUGAAUUGAGAGCAGCUGUUAGCUAGCUAGUAAGCACUUGUCAGGCAGAUUCGCUAUUGGAUAACUGCCUCGAUCAGGAUUGUCUAAUCAAUAGCUAAACGCAGUGAAGACAUCGGUAUCUCUUGGCCAACAGCUGUCAAAGAAAAGGAUUGCAUCAAGGAUUGUGAACUUUGAAGUUGCAUUCAGGUGAAGCGUGCUUGCUCUUUUUGAUUGUGUUUCGGACUGUCAUGUUUUUAGAUAGCUUUGUUGGUCAACAAAGAUACACAAUUAUAUAUAGAUAAUUAACAUUAUAAAUAUAAUUAGCACAAUAUUUUAUCCCGGAUGAAGCCUCACCGCUUAUCGUGGUUGUUUGGAGUCGCAGAUUGUGUAUGUCCUGCUUGGUAUUGCUCAUUCCCCGCUGACAUUUGAGCUGCAAAGGGACAAGUCACCCCAAUAAAUUGCGAUCGUCUCUCGCUCAGCGGCAGGACACCAACAACGGAACCAUGAAUCGUUACCUGCCUGUUGCACGCCAGCACUUUCUGAGCGCUAUAGCCAGCACUAGCGUGGUAGUGAAAUCGAUAAGCGCCGUGGUGCUGCUCCUGUACCUACUGUCGUGGGCCGUCGACACCACGUAUGCGCUGGGAGUGACGCCCGGCUACCUCUUUCCCCCGAACUUCUGGGUCUGGACCCUGGUGACGCACGGAGUAGUGGAGCAGCAUGUGUGGGGCGUGGUAGCAAAUGUGGGCACCGUCAUGGCGUGCGGACGGUUGUUGGAGCCUCUGUGGGGAGCCCUGGAGCUGCUCAUCUUUUUCGCUGUGGUCAACAUCUCAGCAGGCCUCCUGGCUGGCCUCUCCUAUCUGCUCACCUACGUUGCCACCUUCGACCUGGACUUCCUGUUUGCAGUGCGUGUCUACGGGGUUCCGGGCUUCCUCGGGGGGGUCCUCGUGGCCCUGAAGCAGACCAUGGGCGACACGACAGUGCUCAGGGUGCCCCAGGUGAGGAUGAAGGCAGCCCCCGCUCUCGUCCUCGUCCUCCUGGCAGUGCUGGCUCUCUCGGGGCUGCUGGACAGCGCCGCCCCACUGGCCGCCUACAGCUACGGCGCCCUGGCCGGCUGGGUCUACCUGAGGUUCUACCAGAGGCACAGCCGGGGCCGCGGGGACAUGUCGGACCACUUCGCCUUUGCCUCGUUCUUCCCGGAGGCGGUGCAGCCCGUCGUAGGGCUGAUGGCCGGCCUGGUGCACGCCGCCCUGGUCAAGCUGAAGGUAUGCAGGAAGAUGGUGAAGAGGUACGACGUCGGGGCCCCGUCCUCCAUCACCAUCAGCCUGCCCGGGACAGAUCCCCAGGACGCCGAGAGGAGGAGACAACUGGCUCUCAAGGCCCUGAACGAGCGUCUAAAGAAGGUGGAGGAUCAGUCGGCCUGGCCCAGCAUGGACGACGAGGAAGACGACGAGGAAGAUGAGGUGCGGACCGACACGCCGCUUCUCUCCGGGCGAGAGACCUCCUCACCUGCAGGGGGGGCCGGCAGCCCCCAGACCUUGACAGGGGGACAGGAGUCCAGCAUCAUCAGCUUCGAAGACGCUCCUUCCCGCUCCUAACACACACACACGCACACGCUCAUCAGUGUCUGGGAUAUUCAGAUAUACACACACUCGCUCCUACUAUCCCAACUUAGUGUUUGAGACCGUCAGUUUAAAGCCAGCCGUUCAAAUCUAGCAGACUUUCCGAAGUGCGCAGGCAUACACACUCACGCACGCUCAAACGCUGACAGUUUUGACCACGGGCCCAUCCACAGCUCUCCCUGAUUCCUGGCACUGAACACUCCCUCAGCUUCCGGUCUCUUCUCUACUGGAACUCCACUGGGUGUAGACAUGGUUUUCUACAUGUCCUCUGGACCAUGGACAGCUGCUAGCCCUGGACCAUGGACAGCUGCUAGCCCUGGACCAUGGACAGCUGCUAGUCCUGGACCAUGGUGUGCUGUGACUGACAGCUGCUCCUGGUCAUGCUCUGGGGACUGAGAUGCAAGCCUUCUGGCAGAGACUCCGGGAUGAACCCCACCUGUUGCUAUCUGUAUAUUGUUCUGAAACCAGCUCGCAGGAAAACUUUUUUUUUCUUGGUCAUCUCCUUGUGCCGCUGGUUGUUUAGGCAAGGCCUUGAAUACAGGCUUUUUUCAUUUUCCACAUCUUACUAACAGUCAUCUAUGGUUAUCUGGGAACCAUGUGAUCCUGCGUUUGCUGAUGUGUCCUGGUCAUCUUACACAUGUUUAUAUUGAUGAUGUGUUUCCUGUUCCUGUUAUGAGUGAUUUGGCAGAAUUUGCUCUGUAUUCUUGAAGUUCUAUUUUCUGACUAUCCUGACUUCAGGGUCCUGGGUUCAGUAGCCCUCUCUCUUAAAUACACCCUAUCCCGGUAUGGUAGCGGUCAGCUUAAUCUAGGCCAUACUGAAACUAGUACAGUACUUCUAUUGGUGCUAGGGAAUACAGCACAUCUAGGAGACUGCAUCAGAGGGCUGAGAUAUAAAGACUCUAAACAAGGGUGUUUGCAGACACUGUGGAAUUGGUUAGGCAUUUUUGUGCUAAAACUUGUUUCCCAUGGCCUCUGAAGUGGGUCUAUUCUGACCCCUCGUCUGAGUCAGUACUGGGUUAGAGGAAUGGAAGCCGUAGCCAUAUAAGGGUUGAGGGGGUGUGUCUUCCACUGUUAAUUCUGUUGUAAACGUUCUUUUUUCAUUUUUUCUUCUUCAGGCCACUCAGUUUUCAGUGUGUGCUCAGAUUCAGUGUGUGCUCAGAUUCAGUGUGCGCUCAGAUUCAGAUGGAACAGAGUAUGCCUAUUAUUAUACACAAGCUGUACUCUAUAAUAUCAGAAUGGAUGGGACUGAUGUGUACAGUAUACAUCUUUACGUUCCUCACAAUGAGAGUUGAACAAUACAACAGCUGAUGACUCGUUUCAAUGGUUUUUCUUUUCUUCUCCUUUUUUCUUUUCUUUCUUGUCUCCAGGUUGGGUAAGAUGAAAAGUGGACUCUUAACUGUUUAUAAAGUCGGAACGCUAGUUUGUGUGGAUAAACUGGAAAACACUGUAGUGUGAUGGGGAAUAAGGAUGAGAAUGUCGAGGGUGAUGCUGAGGCGAUUGUUCUUGCGAGACACUGAGCUGCUUGACUGAUGCUUGGUUUCUCUAGAUGCUUUCCUCUUUGCAACAAUCUCCGUGGGAGUUAAACUAAUGACGGGAA